Molecule: messenger RNA, 1306 nt
Organism: Lathyrus oleraceus (garden pea)
Lineage: Eukaryota; Viridiplantae; Streptophyta; Magnoliopsida; Fabales; Fabaceae
Product: zinc finger protein ZAT10
Exons: 1
Coding region: 165-1052 (295 amino acids)
Biological process (GO): regulation of DNA-templated transcription
Cellular component (GO): nucleus
Molecular function (GO): DNA-binding transcription factor activity; transcription cis-regulatory region binding
Source: RefSeq, a predicted model, not a curated record
ACCAAGUCACCAACUCAUCUCAUCUCAUUCACUUCCACCUUCUCAUUCUUUUGUUCACCACAUCUCUAUAUAAACCCCUUACCCUCUUCACUAUAUCACCCACUCAUCUCAAUCUCAUUACUCACUCAACACUUUUUUCUUCUUCUUUCCUUUCACCUAUUUCAAUGGCUUUAGAGUUACAAGCUAUGAAUUCUUCUCCAACAACACAAGCUCCUAUUCCAUUCCCAAUCUUCAAAAACCAAUCAGAGAAUCAAAAGAAUCUUGACCAGCACGAACACGACUCUUUGGUUAAGAAGAAACGAUCUAAACGACCGCGGAUUGGGAAUCCACCCACCGAAGAAGAAUAUCUCGCUCUUUGUCUCAUCAUGCUCGCACAAGGGAACACCAACAACACCAUCAACAAGAGUCGAUCUCAACAACAAGAAUCAUCAUCUUCACAAUCGCAAUCACAGCAACAACAACAACAUCAAAACUCUCCGCCACCACCACCACCGCCUGCGAAGCUGAAUCACAGGUGCACCGUCUGCAACAAAGCUUUCCCUUCUUAUCAAGCACUCGGUGGCCACAAAGCCAGCCAUCGCAAAUCCUCAUUAGAAAACCAAUCCACCGCCGUCAACGACAGCGUCAACGUCUCAACUGUCACCACCACCGGAAAGAUGCACGAGUGUUCCAUCUGUCACAAGAGUUUCCCCACUGGUCAAGCUCUUGGUGGACACAAACGCUGCCACUACGAAGGAGGUAACAACAACAGCAACAACAACAAUCACAAUAUCAGUAACAGCAACGCCAACGCUAAUAACAGCAGUAACAUCACAAUCUCCGACGUCACCGCCGCGUCCUCUUCCAUCAGCCACCGUGGCUUUGACCUCAACCUACCCGCACCUCUCACUGAAUUCUGGUCUCCGGUAGAAUUCACCGCUGGUGAUUCCAAGAAGAACAAAAUUAACGUCAAUCUCGCCGGAAACGGUGAACAAGAGGCGGAAAGUCCGUUACCGGUAACCGCCAAACGGCCUCGUUUGUUUUCGGAUGAAGACAAUGACGAAACGGCGUAGCUUUAUUCACACACCGUAAAAUUAUUUUAUUUUUAAUUAAAUUGAAUUGAAUUUGUUGUUAUAUAGUGCAGUGAAUAUGAAUCGCACAUAUUCUAGCACGCACUAGCUAGUUUUCAAUUUCUUGUUUUUAUUUUCUUUUAAAUUAAAUUGGGUUGGGGAAUUUUGGAUUAGAUUUUGUUUUGUUCUUAAGUUUAAUCUUUAUCUGUACAGACAAAAUUUAUUCAUUGCUAUUGGAUUCGUCACUUUCAUACUCA